Messenger RNA from Suillus paluster, 1467 nucleotides. RefSeq lists its product as uncharacterized. The transcript is spliced from 7 exons. The record is from RefSeq and is a predicted model, not a curated record. NCBI's taxonomy places the organism in Eukaryota, Fungi, Basidiomycota, Agaricomycetes, Boletales, Suillaceae. The coding region runs from base 1 to 1467 and encodes 488 amino acids.
AUGUCCGAUUCUUCCCGAAGAACAGGAACAAAGCGGACGGGUUCGGAUCAUGACUAUUGUAGACACGUAAAGAUGCUGGAGGUAGUAUUACGUCGGACAUCACAAGGAUCAUCAUUCAAAGCAGACAUGUCACAUGUCACUACUAGUAUGCAGCCACUCUCUGAAUCAGACACGGAAAGCAACUUUGAUGAUCUGAAUGGCGAUCCAGAACGUAUAUCUAUACCAGGCCCCAGUGCGUCUAAAGGAGAGCUCUUGGAGACCCUCAAAGCACUGCAAGUUCAAAUACAGCGGCUUCAAGAAGAGAACAAGAGUAUCAAGGAGGAAAACAAGACGCUACAUGCUGAGAAGCCAAAACGGAAGCGGUGUGCGGACACGCAGCACAAGUUUGCUAUUCACGAAGAUACCAUCACUAUCUAUGCCCACAAAUACGGCAUGAUGGUUGAAAUGUUUCCUAAUGGCGAACUCCUCAACAAGAAACUCCCAGAAUGUCCGACACCCUUUGGUAGCUCUGAACGAUAUACGACCGCAGCCACGCAGGAAUCCGCAUUCCUAGAUGAACUUUAUUGUCACUUCCCUGAAUCGCUGCACAAAAUCAUGGAAAGCUCUUACUUUAGCGACCUGGUACUGAAAAGUAUUCCUGACACCCGUGCUAAUGAAAUCAAAAAGCUUCGUGGCGUCGCUGGCGAUAUCUUUGGCCUUUCGUCAAAAUAUUUCACCAACCCUCACUAUGAUAGAGCUGCUGUCCCCGAAAUUCAACGGUUACUCGGUGUUACGUCCACUACAAAUCUAACCUACAAGACCUUCCCACCGGUGUUGUUUCCAGGUUUGAUAGAAGAUAAGUCGAUGAAGACCAUUUUGAAAGCUUCAUUGUGUGGCAUUUCCUCACUCCAUCAAGAGUCAAGUGGCAGUGGUGCCCAUACGAACUCUCUCAAGUGGAGUGUCUGCCAAAUCACACCAGGAUCAUUAGCAUGGGCGUCAGUCAUUGGGAUAUUUUUACUCUCACCAGACACUGAAUUUUUGAGCACCGGCACGGGGAAGAAAUCCAACAUCAGUUACAGGACCCUGUUCUACCUCUACAAGAAAGUACUGGUUGCCAAAUGGACUACAAAGCGCAUCAUCACCAUCGUCACCAACAUCAACUGUUACAUUUUCAGAGCCACAAAAAUUUCAGCCGGUUCUGGUGAACAAGAAGAUUACACAGAUGCCAUUGAUUGUGCACUUGCAGCACUCGACAUGGACAGUGAUUUGGAUGUCGAGUUGAACACUUCGGCUCAGAAUGCUGUAGCCCUUGCAGCUGCGAAUCCUGUUGAAGAUCCCCAGCCUACUCGCAGUCUAAGUCUUGGAGCCCUCGUUGAACCUGAUAAUACUACCAUCAGCACCAAUGCAGGAGAGGUCCAUGAUUCACGAGUUUCAGCCUCAGACAUUUUAGAAGCGACAGAUGAGCUAUCACAGGAUUUGGGGGGGUGA